CACGGAAGUUCAGAAGAGCCUCAAAAAUUAACGAAUUUUUGCGAAAUAAAUCGUUUAGAGAAUUAUUAAUAAAAUUAAGUGAAAUUGAUCAAUUUAUUUACUAAGUCAAUGCGUACAAAGACAGACAAUUAAAUUGUUACUAGAAAAGUAUAGAGUAUAUAGGCAUACAAAGAUGGCACUAGAGAAUGUUAGAGUUGAAGAUUUUAUUGAAUAUUUCUUAUUUCCUGAGAUUAAUGCAAGUGCACAAGACAAUGAGGCAGAAGUAUUGAAUGACAUCCAGCAGAGAAUCGAUGAGAUAUCAAAGUCAUUCAUCAAGAACUAUAUAUGGCACAAGGAUCCAUUCAAUUUAAAAAUAAGGAAUCAAAAUUCAAGUUUAUUAAACAAUAAUAAUGAGCAAUUACCUUCGCAUUUAUAUGGAAUCUCCCACUUUGGUGAUAAUAUUCAGGAUGAAUGGUUUAUAAUGUCCUUACUCUUCCACAUAUCAAAGGAAGUUCCAUCAGUGAUUAUUCGUGUGUGUGAUGCCGAUGGUGAAUUUAUGCUGAUUGAAGCAGCCGAUUAUCUUCCUAACUGGGCGAAUCCUGAAUCUUGCGAGCAAAGAGUUUUUAUUCACAACGGACACCUUUUACUAAUUCAUGAUACAUCUGAUAAAGCUACUGAUAUAUUGCCAAUUUAUGACUCCUUAAGGAAAAUAAGAGAAAAUCCGACAAAGUAUGUCGUGUCCAAGGAUGUUGAGAACUGCAUAAUGAAGAGAAUUGAAGAUUUUCCACAAGCAAUUGACGACAAUCUCCAUCGUCAGACUGUUUUCGUACCGUUAGCUGUUGCAGCACUUUUACAACAUAAUCCACAACUAAUUGCACCUGCAGUUCAGGCAUUCUGUAAUCGUGAUCCAAUUGAUAUGAAAGCAUGUCGUGCAAUGAGAUAUUUUCCACCCGAGAAUCGAGUAUACACAAGUGUAUUGUUUACAAAAUGUCUAUAUGCGAUGAUUAUGCAUACUAAUUACCUACCCGACCGACGAACUGGGUGGAAUAUUCCAUUAAUGACAAGUCCACAUUAUAAGGCACAUUUAUUGGGUGUCAAAAUUGCUUGUGGAUUUGAAAUUCUCACAUCACAAGCUAAAUCAUCUAAAAGUGACCUCGAGACAGACAGAGAGUGGCAAAAGUAUCUUGACAGCCUUAAAAAUAAGAAUUACUUCCAAAAUGAAAUUGAAGGAUCAAAAAAAUACCAAGAACUGCUUGAACAGGCAAAAGAUUACUACAAAGAGAAUCGAGAUUCAAUGAAAAGCACUUACCAAAUUGGUGAUGAUAUUCUUCGUGAUAUGAAGCACAUUGAUAUGAAUUUGGAUCAAUUUAAGGAUUUAGAAAAAUCCCUUCCACACUCUGACAGUGAUAGCUGGUUAAACAUAUCACCGGAAGACCUUGAUGAGAUGCUUACAAAACGUUACGGAAUACGAAAUCUGCUUGAUAAGAAUUUGAACGAAGGUGAUGGACAGUUGACAGACAUGCUUGAUAAUUUCCUCGGACAAAAGAGUGAUUACGAUGGCAUUGAUAUCUCAUUCUCGAGUAGUAGUAAUCAUGUUGAAACAAAGACGUCUGAUAUGGCAGCAGUGAAUGUUGCUAGCAAUUCAAAAUCCAAAAAAAUUGAUUUUGAUGCUGAUGCAUUUUGCUCGACUGUACAAAAUCUCCUUGAUCUUGUUAUUCCCGAGGAUAAUUGGGAUUCUCAGAGCGAUAUGAGUGACUAUGAGAAUGAUGAUGAUUUACUGGCUAAAAAUAUUGAUGAAAUAUCCAAAAAUCGUCACGUAAAGGGACGCAAGAAGAAGCAACAACAACAAUCUGAUGAAAAGAAGUCGACUAUGGACGAUUAUAUGAAGCAAAUGGAUCGUGAAUUGGCACAAACAACAAUUGGUAAAAGUUUUGAAAAGAAGACGAAUGAAUUCGAUGAUAUUGAGGACUUCCAGCCAGUUGACGUAGACAUGAAUGCUGUUAAGAAUAUGAUGGAAUCUUACAAGUUACAAGGCGCUUCCGCGGGACCCACAACUAAUUUAUUGACAUCAAUCAUGGGAAGUAGUAAAAAGCAAACUGAUGUUUAAGAGCUUUAAGAACCUUUUUGCCUCCCUUUUUUUACGACUUCAUAUAUCGCACGUAUACAUUAUAUUAGUGGCUGCUUUUUUACUAUUCACCGCAUAUUGUUAAACUUUAAUAUAAGGAAAAAGUAGUAAAAUAAUUUAUGGAUGUGAGUGAGGUUGUUGUUUUAGCGCAUUUUUUGGUUGCUUCUUCAAGAUUUAGAUAAUUAAUGGCACACGGUCGAAAAUGGGAAAUAUUUCUAUUAAACACGAGCAGAUUACAUUAUUAAAUGGAUUACAUUAUUAGGGAUCAAAAUAUGGUAAAUAACUUCAAGCUCAAAUCACGAAGUAUUAAGCUUUAAUAUUUGAUCUUGAAACUUUGGAAUUUUAUUUUGAAUAUUUGGUAGAAAAAGGAAAGAUUCCAACAACUUAUCCUGAGCGAGAAUCGAACUUACGCUCUUACAAUUUCUAAUGGAAUCUAUGCUCUUGCCACUGAACUAUCGAGGAUAGCUUCUAAUUUUGACAGAAUGUCAACUUAAACUACUGAUUAAAUCAGAACAAUGUAUUUUCAAUCAAUUGCAAUGAUAAUGUCUUAAUCUGAAAAACAGAAGCUUAAUAAAGAUCAGUAGCAUAAUAGAUCUUUUAAACAGGUCCUUAACAAAUAGCAAACCAAAUUGACAUCUCCGAUGUAUUUUAAGAAUACUCAUUUAAAAAGAAAUCUCCUAAUGCAAAAUGUUCAAUUAUUAAAUGGUUCCUAAAAGUACUAAGAACAAAAAGACAAAAUUGUAAGAGCACAAAUCCACAUAACCUAAAAUUUGAGUAGCUCAAAUAAAUCUUAGAUUCAAAAAUUAUUGUAAAACAAGCUUAGAUGAUAAGUCAAAAUGACACAAAAGCACUUUGCACACCAAAAACUCGCUAAAACAUCAUGAAAAGCUAGAAUGACAAACACAAAAUGAACACAUUUCCUUAUGUAUGAGCUAUAAAAUAGCACAAAAGCUCAAAAAAGUGAGCCUUGAAAGUUUCUCGAUGAAGAACUGCUUUAAUUUUAAAUCUCAUUAAGACUAUUUCAUUCCGUGUGACGUGUGAAAUGAAAGCUCUGGCAUCAAUUUACAUAAUCAUGCCAUCAUCAUUAUUUCGCAAGUUCCGCCACUUCAAGACACAAACUUUUCUUUCCCAUUUCAUGACAAUUCGAUGAAGACACAAACAAACAAAAAAGUAAUUGAAUAAAAUUGUAGUGAAUUAAAGUUUUUCAAUUUCUCUCCCCCAAAUUCUCCUCGUCUUUUAUUGGUCUAACAAUUGUUGCUGAAUGUUGUUAAGUACCAAAAGAUUUACGAGUUGCCCAUCAAAUCAAAUGGAAAAACGAACGGAAUAAGAAGAAGAAAGGAAAAGUUUAUUGGAAAAUUUUCUCUCUUUUCUUUUGUUUCCUCCUUUUCAUGCUUGUUCCUCACGCUCAAAAUAGACAAGUGAUGUACGUAGUACAUAAUGAAAGCACGGAUGAACGAUUGAAAAAUAUAUUUUUUUUUUUGGGUUAAAUUAAAAGGAUUUGAACUUUUUUUCGUAGGCCUUUUCUUUAAUAAUUAUUAGCGAUCUUGCCCUAAAGAUAUUAAUUAAUGAGAUUUAUGUUAAGUUUCGAUAAUUGCUUAUGAUUCAUUUUGUCAUGUUUGUAAGGAACGAUAAUAGCCAGUGAAAACGAAUUAUUUAAUACUUAUAAGUUCGACCAAGCAGCAUAAAUAUGGAAUGACAGCUUUCUUAUUUGUCACUUUCCAUAAUUGGCAAGGAUUUUGGCAGCUGGUCAACUAUCAUUAAUUAUUUAUGCUGUUUUCGAGAUAUAUAUCGAUAUUAUUUUCAUUUAUUUUGACACACAAUUACAGGGGGUAUGGAUAUAAAUUUUCUACAAUAGUUACCAUCUUGUAUUCCACUCAAAUUUUUAUAAUAAAUAAAAAAUGAUUUUUUAAGCCC
Chironomus riparius is the source of this 4018-nucleotide messenger RNA. The record is from the annotation of a GenBank genome assembly. NCBI's taxonomy places the organism in Eukaryota, Metazoa, Arthropoda, Insecta, Diptera, Chironomidae.